GGUAAAAAUGGCGGAAACCUAUUUAAAAACCAUGAACAUUCUUACUAUUAUUCUACUAGCCAUUCCGUCAUCUCUAACAAAAGACGGUGCUAAAUCUAGGCAAAAAAGAAUCCUUUGGCUAACAGAAGAUGGUCGUUUAGCCCUACCACCAGGCACCACACUUGUUAUAGCACCAUCGUUAUCAUUACCUUUCGUUAGGUACCCACCAGAGGGAUUUUUUUCAAAUUUAACCAUAAGUUUACCCUUUACAAUUGACUUCAAUAAACUUGGUCUUACCGACAACGAAAAUCCAUACGGAGUCCUUCCUCCUCUUCUAGCCCGAUCGAUGGGCAGAGCGGCGGGAACAGUACUAGCAGAUUACAUUGGAUCGAUGUUGGAUAGACGGCGUGGAAAACGAUCAGUACGAAAUUCAUCCAAGGAGGCAGUGCCUCAAGCCUUUCACGGAGGAGAAAGGGCGUUACUGUAUGUGAUGUUGGAGGAGCUGCUCGAGCAGUUCGGAAUGGAUGGAAAGGCGUGUUUAUUGAGGGCCAUCUGUGAAGUUCACGCCUAUCCUUUGACGAAUUUCGGAUUGGUAGGAGAGAUGCUGAAACUAUUUUUCAGUGCAAGUAAAUCUCCUUAUGCCGAUAAACUGAACGAAUAUGUAGAAGCAGAACAAGCGGGUUCGGGACAAUAUGGAGGACCAGCAGAAUGUUGGCCAUAUAUGAAGGACUGUCCAAAAUCCUUGUUUAUGUCAAGGCAUAAUCCCUAUACGGAUGUGGACUCAGAGGAAGAAAAUACGGUGGAAGAAGACGCAAAACCGUCAAAAGUUACCUACAAUCCAUCAAUAAGGAACAUGUAGCGAUAUCAUUUUGACUAGGAACCCAAAAAAUAAAGUGAUAAAAACAUUAAUAACGGGUGUGAUCAAAACUAAGUCAAUAUUAAGACUUUUUGAACAAUUGUGUAUAAAUAAAAUUGCUCAAAUUGUAAAUAAGAUUUAUUUUAGAUUAUUGUUUAAUUUAGAGUAUUAUAUUUUGAUAUCAAAUUUAUUGCUUAUGUUUGAAUUUUUAAGAAUUUGUGAUCAAUUUAGUAACAUAUUGUUAUUGUUAGUAAAAGUGUCUAACGUAUUAUAAUAAUCUUAAAAUCUUUGAAGAAAUAUUUUGUGAAAAAGAUUUAAAACUAUAACUGAUAAUUCUUGUAAGGCCAUAUUUUGAAAAAAUUCUUUCAGUCUUGAAAUAUUUUGAUUUAAAAUAAAAUUAUCCAUUCAAAAAUUAUAUAUAUCUUGAUUCUUUUUGAUUUAGAACCACAAAUUUUUUCAAAUUCCUUUUUAGUCCGUCCAUAAAUGAUAAAAAAUAGAUUUAUUAAAAAAAUGUCUAAUUGGCGUAUUUGAAUACAAUUUUAGAAAAAAAAAAUAUAAAAUAUGUUUUUAUUUUUAUUUAAUAUAUUUUAUGGACGUACUGUAUGUAUUUUUUUAAUAAUAACAAUCAUACAAUUUCACUACAAUAUUUUAGCCGUAAAAUAUAUACAGGAUAAAAAAAAAACGAAUUGUAAAUACAUUGAAAACAAUAACUAAUGAGUUUAUAGUACCCUGUAUAAUUUUUUUACAAUAGUAUUGACUUUUUGUGUGCACCACGCAAUAAAUAAAUAUUUUUUAUAAUAAUAAAUUAACUAGAUUAAGACAAACAUGUAAAUACAUUAGUAACUUAACUGAAAGAACAAAUACACAAUUGUAUAUAAAUUAUAUAUAAAAUUGUUUAUAAAAAUAAAUAUUAUUGAGUAUAUAUCAUUGUUUUUUUUAUAUUAUCGAUUGUAAAAUAAUUGGAUUAUAACAAGAUUGUAGGAAAUAAAGCAUUUACCAUUCACAUUAUUUAUUUGUUAGCCAUGUCAAUAUUGACUUUAUAGGGACUAUUCUAUGUAAGAAAGAAAUUUAUUUAUGAUUUCUUUAAAGAAUAGACCAAUUAAAACGAGGAAACAGGGUAUUUCUUUGAGAAAUUAAAAUUAGUUGUUAGGUAACAGAAAGGCACAUUCAGAGCAUUUAUUUUUCCGUCAUACAUUUUACCUUAUAUAGAAAUGAAAUUACCAUUUUUGAUUAUUUUAAACUAUUCUAAAAUGGAAUGAAAGCAGUUUAAUAUUUCGCAAUUCUCAUACUUAAUACCAAUUUUAAAUAAUAUGUGCAUUCAGAAUGUUUAAAAAGUCUACUUACGGACAUGUAACAGAUUAGAGUGUUUUAUAGAGGAUUAUAAAUAGAAACUUAUUCAGUAAAUAAUAAUUAUUUAGGGUUUAAAAUGAGUUUAUCUUAAAUAUUUUUUAUAAUUUAAUUUUAAAAACCCAUGACACUUCAUUUUUGGCACAAUUUCUAUAAAUGCACAAAAACUUCAAAUUCAAAAUUGUAUAUAAAAAAAAAAUAAUAAUAAAAGGGGUGGGUUGGCUCAGUGGUUAAAGCCAUGAUUUUCAGAACGAAGGGCCUCGGGAUCGAAUCACUUUUUAAUUAAAAUUUUUAUGCCUUUUUCAAAUAUGUAAACUGAAUUUGAAAAUUCUGCUAUUCAGGGUACUGUUUUAAAGACACAAUUUCUUGAUUUUUAGUUAAUCCGGACCUGGAUUUUUUUGGGGCUAGCACAUUAUUUGAGAAUGGAAAAUGUAUAUAUCAAUUUAUUAUAUAGAGUAGAUCGUUAGUUAUGACCCUAGAAAUAAAUAGGCCAAAUCGACACAUCACCCUAUAUCUCAGUGAUAAAGACUGCAAAACCUAUUAAAAAUGAUAUAUUGUUUCACUGACAGUUGAAUUUUAACAAAAACAAACCGUUCUGUCAAUAAGACGUUUACAGUUUUUUUUUUUUUUAAUUUCCUGUCUGUAUACAGAUAAAGAAAGUAUAGGACCUCGAAUUUUUAGGUUUUGGGGUCCACUGAAUCAGUUUUCUGUCUGUAUACUCGAUAGCUCAUGAAUGGAUAUAGAGAAACACCAAAUUUUAAACUAAAGCCAUUCUGCGUUGAGCGGAUUAGAUUUUGGGAACAGUCGGAACAUUUGGGGAGGAACUUUAUACAGGUCAUUUUUCUAUUUUAUGGAAUAUAUCUGUUAUUUACGCUUGAAGAAGAAAAUUCUUCAGAUAAAAGUUGCUUGUAUUAUUAUUCUCUAUAAUUUUUGUCAUGUACAUAAUUUUCCUAAAAUGGUGCAUAUUCGAAAAAUUUGACAUUGAUUUUUUGAGAAAAUUGUUCAAAUAAAAGUUGUUUGCGAUAUCAUUCUCUAUAAUUUUUAUUCUAAACAUGAUUUCUCUAAAUUGAACCGUAAUGGAAAUAUUUAAGGAAAAGUGUAAAAUUUAAUUUUUCAGUAUUUUCGUUAGCAAUGAAUAUACAGGGUGCGGCAAAAGGCAGAUUUACAUAUUAAUAAAAACAAACGAUGAAAGGAUACAAAAACUUGGUUUAUUAUUGAGUGCAUGCCUUACAUUUUAUGUUCAAAGUGUAAACUGCUUUCAUCAAUACAUUUUUGGCAUCGGCAAAACAGGUCUUCCUACAGAUUUCUGCGUUGGCACAGAGAUUAUUUUUGAUAGCGUUGACUGACUUUUGUCGCACCCUGUAUAUAAAAAAAGUUUUGAGUAAUAAGUGUGUGAAAAAAGUAUUUAUUUAGUUCAUCCUCUAAACAUUUACAGGGGUUGUACAUAAUAGCCGGAAAAAGCCUAUAAUAACUAGACAGGAAAGUCAGAUUUUUUUAAUAUAGUUUGCAGGAAGUAAAAAAGUAGUUUAAGGUAUGUAAAAAAAAUAUUUUUAAUGUUUAAUUAAAUACAAUUUUGAAAAUAAAUGAAAUACAAUGUCUACUGUCACUGGAAUACAAAUUACGUCAUCACUAAUAUAACAUAUUAUUUCCGUUUCUCAAUGAAAAAAACCUGUAGAUAUAAUUAUUGGAAAAUUUUGAGUGCGUAAAAUCAAAUGCCAGAAGAAUUUGGAAAUAAAGAAAUAUAACACAAACAACGUUCAAUAGUAGACAAAUUGUUAAAGAAAUUGAUAAUUGACUUAUAUAUCAAACAAUUAUGCUUUUGUAAGGUUUGUAACAACUUAUUUUGCUAACAAUUUUGUGUUCAUUUGUAUUUUCUCAUUUUGUGCUGAUGGGCCGAAACCGGUUGUCAAUUAAUGAUUUCAUGUUAUUCAAUCCAUUAUUGAAGAUGGCCACACAUUUGAGUACAUUACUGAUUAAUAUUUCAUAGCACUUCACAGAAAACUCAAUAUAUCAAGUGUUCAUUGGGCACUCCGCCAGGGCAUUUACCAUUGGGAUGGUACAAGGCCACCAAAUAGCCACUUCUGGUCAACUAAAACAGAGCAACAGGCGUUACGAGGCGACAAAAAGAAUAGGGGUAAAUAGAAACACCUCUUGGCAUUGUUACUAACCUCCAGAGCUUUAACAAGCUGGGAGGCAGCCCUGGCCAUAUAGUCAACCAAUAGAAUUUUUGACAAGCUGUGAGGAGCAGCUCCUAUAGGUCCCUGGAGAAGCAUAAUGAACCUAGUGAGAUCUAAGUGAUGUGGGGCACUCACCUUGUAGAUACAGAUAGUCAGGAUAAACUAAAUAUUUAAGUGUAAUGCACAACGUAUUCUAAAAAAUUGAAUGUAUGUACUGGAAUUUUAGAAGAUCGCAUAGUCAUUCCAUUUUUUUUUUAUCAAAGACCACUUGAGUCCAAAAAUAUUUGGAUUUAUUAGAUAACAAAAUUCUGACAGCUAUGCUAUGUUAUGUUUUCGCUUUUUGUGGAAGGUAAAUGUUUUAUUUCCGAAACUGUAUAUCUAUAAUAUAAAAACAGAUAUAAAAAUCAGAACAAAGUUGUAAAACUUUGGAAAUUAAAAUAUAAAAAUAAUAUCUCAUAAAAGAAUGGCAAUUACCUAACUACUAAAAAUAAUCAAAACAAAAUUAAGCAAUUGAUAUCAAAAGUUAGUAUAUAGUUUCUAUAGAGAGCUUUAGCAAAAUAAAUUAAAGCAUUGAAGAAAAUAUCAUUUCUAUCGCAGGAUGGAUUUCAAAGUAAACAACGAAUGAGACCAAAAAUAAAUUUUAGUGGAACAGUGGGUCCUUGUUGUCAGUAAAAAAAUAAAACUUAAAUAACUAUUUAAAAUAUCAUGCUUGUAUAUAAAUAAAGUUAAAAGGUAUGUCUUUGGUAGAUCUAUUAAAUUUCACAAUAGUUUAGGAACCAACAAAAACUUGAAAAUACUGAACUGAUCAGAGCUUUGAAACAGCAAUGGUAAUGAUUCAAAGAAACUUUAAUAUUAAAAAAUAAUUAUCAAAAAUAUUCAAAUUGAUUUCAAAUAUUGUAAACUUAAAGCAAAUCAUGUAUAAAAUAAAAAGGAUAAUUUUAAUAAUUAGUGUUUUUAGUUUCCUGAACUACUGCAAUCAGUAAAAAUCUAUAAAAAUAUUGAUGCUAAUGACAUAAAUGAUUAAAAUAAGUACGUCAACGUAAUUUUGGCGUUUAAUAGUGGUAAUUAUGUAAUUCAAUGCGUUUAUUUUUAACGGGUGUUAAAUUUUACGAUUUUAACAUAAAUUGUAAUUCUGUAAAAAUAAAAUUAACGCAUACUUUUAAUUUGCAAAUAAAUUAACAUACGUUAAAAGUAGUUCAAAUUUGCAAUAAAAGUAUGGUUAAGUUUUAACGUCUGUCAAAUAAAUGUCGUUCCUAUUGUCAUAUUUAUUGUAUCUCUCUGUUUCCACACAAGAAUAUUGAAAAAAAUAGCGGCUGAAUGUACUUUGUAAACUAUUUGGUAGGCCAUCAAUUUUCAAUAAAAACAAAACUAACCCCAGUAACCUUAUAAUAGAGUCCUUCUACGGCAAAUCAAUUUCUAACUACAAAAAGUUUAUAAAUACUAUAAAUAAAAUAUAAUUUCUAAAUACAAUUUGUGUAAUUCUCCUGUUAAAAUUACUUGAGAACUUUCAAAAUGGUUCAUUUUCAUGAUUUUCUUUCAUAAGUUGAAUUAAACAAUCAAGUCGUAAUUUCUUAAUAUAUGGGUCAUUCUCAGUUGAGACGUAAAUCGCUUAUUGAUAAAACGCGGCACGACAAAAAUUUUGAAAUUGAAAUCAAAUUUUACAAUGGUUCGAUCAAAACAAUCAUUUCAAACGUGCCUGCAAGACGGUCAGUCAAUUUAUUGAUUUUAUCUCGUUUUAUAAGAUGCCAGGGGAGAUACUCAUCCAGGGGAGAGACUUAGGGCCCUAUUCAGUAAUUUAUCGUUUAUGGACGACAUCGUUAAGCUAACGACAGUUCAACCAACGACUUUUAUAACGAUAAUUUUUGAAACUCUAUUCAAUAACAAAGUCGUUACGUUGUUUCUAGUUACCAAAUCUGAACGAUGAUUUCUAGUAAGUUGGUAUUAUAAUUUAGUGUUUUGUGAUAAAAGAACGUAUGUUGAUGAUUAUAGCGGGCGUUUAAAUUAAAGUUUUACAGUUAAAUAUCGCCAAAAAUAUGCAUUUUAUAAAAAAAAAGCAUCAGACAAAAGUUUUAUAGUUUUUUAGGGGAAACAUUUUGGCUAAAUUAUUUUUUUUAUAGCUGACCAUAAUAUGGCCAUAUCGAGGUGGAUUUUUUUUCAAAUUGGAACCUUAUUUUUUUACAUAGGUAUUCUUAGAGUUCAUGAAAAAAACAAGAAACUUCUAAAGGAAACAUUUUUUUAUUGGAUUUCUACUUAUUGAGUAACAUCUACUUGAAAAUUUUGCUGCGCGAAAAAAAGUUGGCCAUAUUAUGGUUUGCUAUAAAAAAACAAUUUUAGCUAAAAUGUUUUACCCAAAAAAUUAUUAAACUUUGAUUUUUUUAUAAAAGGCGGUAUUUAACUGUAACCCUUUAAUUUGAACACCCGGUAUAUUUGACAUUUUUUUUGAACGUAAAAUAAAAAUUCUACCACACGAUCAGGGGGUCGAUUCUCGAUUCGUAGGAAUUCUGUUUCUCGCGGGCCAUUUUUGCUGGUCAUAUUGUAUGUAGGGUUUAUUUAAAUGAGUAUGGAUAUAUUAAAAAAAAACAAAAAACAACUCGUGAACAGUACAAGUUGUAUUUAUUGGAUUUGAAAAACAAACCAAAUUUGUGUAGGUUAUACGGAGAAGUAUUAUAGGUACUUCCAUAAUAUAGGUUUUGUUACAGUUUCGCAGUGCUACUUUAGGAACAUCACUGUUAAUAAGAAUCCAAUAGUAAAUGAUUGAAUGGGCAAUCCUAACUUUGAAUCAGAUUUAUUUUUAAAAUAAUUAAAUAAAUUAGAAAAACAUUCCUUACAAAUUUUACUUGCUGUAUUAGGUAUAUGGCAAUUUAGUUGUAAAAUUUGUAAAAAAGUGUUUUUAUUAUUUAGAACAUAUCCUGAUUCACAAUAAAAAAUGAGAGGGAAUGCAAAAAUCACUAUAACGACACUUCAUAUUAUUAACGAUAGCUCUUUGGCUAUCGUUGAUGAACGACAAUUUUACAACCAUGUUUGUCUAUUUUCAACGACAAUCGUUGUCUACUGAAUAAGAAAAGUCGUCUGUGAACGAUUAUCGUCUAUUAACGACGUCGUUCAGAGUUACUGAAUAGGCCCCUUAAUGUACAGAGUAGAAUAAUUUGUGAUUAGAGAAAGGAUUUUAACAUUAUUUUAUGAAAGAAAACAACAUUUUAUUGAAGUAUUAACUUUAUUCAGUCAUUUUAUAAUUUUAUUUAUCAAUAAUUAAUUGAUAAUAAUUAGUCUUUAAAUUUUCAAACAGCCUUCAUAAUAUACUAGUAUACAGUUUAACUUUAAAAAAGAAGUUAUUAUUUGAAUAAUAAUCUCAGCAAUAACAAAAAUUAUAUUUGUUUUAAAAUUUUUAAUUAUCAAUCAUUAAUCAUUAAUUAAUAAUUAUUAAACUUUUCAUUUUCAUAAACAGCCUAUGU
Psylliodes chrysocephalus is the source of this 7811-nucleotide messenger RNA. The record is from the annotation of a GenBank genome assembly. NCBI's taxonomy places the organism in Eukaryota, Metazoa, Arthropoda, Insecta, Coleoptera, Chrysomelidae.